AUCCUCGGCUCUCCCCCUCCCAAAGCGCCCGCCAUGUUCUGGAGGAGGGGAAACCUUUAGCUUGGCAUUAGCAUUAGCAACACUUUGGCUAGGCGGAGGCGCAACAAGCUCGCUGCAAUAAGUACACUAUCUUGAUUUUUUUUCUCUUCUCCUUUUCUUGGCAUUCCUCUGGAAUUGGGGGAACACGUUUAAGGGUUUACAACCCUGGACUCUCGUUUAAGUCCGACCCAGUUCGAUACAUACGUUGUGUUCAAUAAAGACCAACCCUGUCAAGCUCAUGAGAGACGUCCAGACGAGUAUUCAAUCUCCGCUUUCCAUCGCUCUGCUUUGCAGCUCUGUCAAGGUAAUGGCACGGUUGCAAAUACUGCCGGCACUUUGUGUGUGGAGAUGGUUUUAGCAGACAUUGUACCGGAGGACUCAGGAACAUCGCACUGGCCUGAAGAAGCCUCAUAAACUCUUAUCCCGGCAUCAAGUUUUUCAAAAACAAGGAGGCUUUGACAUCUCGCUGUUGCUUAAUUACGCAAAAACUUAGCUCCUGCUCUUGUUUGAAUUUCAAUCAUUUCUCCAACGCUGGUCCCGUUUCGACCGCCACCAUGCCGAGCUCCACCAUCCGUCGCCAAAUGAAGAACAUGGUGAACAACUACUCUGAUGCGGAGAAGAAAGUCAGAGAGGCCACCUCCAACGACCCUUGGGGGCCCUCAUCUUCACUCAUGUCGGAAAUCGCCGACUUAACCUACAACGUGGUGGCCUUUAGCGAGAUCAUGAGUAUGAUCUGGAGACGACUCAACGACCACGGCAAGAACUGGCGCCACGUCUACAAAGCGCUCACCCUGCUCGACUACCUGAUCAAGACGGGCUCGGAGCGAGUGGCGCUGCAAUGCAAGGAAAACAUCUUUGCCAUCCAGACUCUGAAAGACUUCCAGUAUGUCGACCGAGACGGGAAGGACCAAGGCAUCAACGUGAGGGAGAAGAGCAAGCAGCUCGUGGUCCUUCUCAAAGACGAAGAGCGUCUCAAAGGAGAGCGGUCUCAAGCUUUGAAGACCAAAGAGCGCAUGGCCCAGGUAUCCACAGGGAGCGGUCAAAUGGGCUUUGGUCGAGGCUCAUCGCAGCCCAACCUCUCGACUUCCUACAGCGAAGAGUACGGCAGGUCAGAGGGCUCGCCUGCAUCCUACCAUGGCUCUACGUCUCCCAACGCGGGAUCAGAACUGGAACAAGCCAGACCGCAGACGAGCGGCGAGGAGGAGCUGCAGUUGCAACUGGCUCUGGCCAUGAGCAGAGAAGCCGCGGAGCAGGAGGACCGCAUACGCAGAGGGGACGAUUUAAGAUUACAGAUGGCCUUGGAGGAGAGCAAGAAAGGAGGUCCGGACUCUGGCAAACUGAUCCACAAGAGAAAAGAGCCGCAAUCAUCUCUGAUGGAUUUGAUGGAUGUCCCAGAGGCAGGUGCCAGUGCUGACCCCUGGGGUGCCAGAGCUCUGGCUAAAGGAGACCCCUGGAAACCUUAUGGUUCUGCUUCUAAGUCGGCAGCCCCAGCGGACCCAUGGGGGGCUCCUACCUCAGUUCCUCCCAUGAAGAGCAGCGAUCCCUGGGCAUCAAACUCCACUCCCGCGUCCGAUCCCUGGGGCUCGGCAGCCACUCGCCCUAAGGCCUCCAACACAGGUAGCUUUGAGCUGUUCAGUGAAUCCAAUGGUACGUCCAAAGAGGACUUCUCAGAGUUUGACAGCCUGCGCUCCUCCUCCUCUGUCCCUGCUGGUGAUGGUGGUUUACCAUCCUCGAUUCCCUCCCAAGCCAGUCUCGCUAGCAGCGGCAGCUUGGACCUCUUCGACCCUCUUCCCACAUCCGGCUCUACUUCUUCAAAUCCCACCAGGAAGACUCCAGAGUCUUUCCUGGGGCCCAAUGCUGCCCUGGUCAACCUGGAUUCUCUGGUGACCAAACCAGUCCAACCUGCACCAGCGUUCAACCCAUUCUUGGCUUCAACAGGUGGCGCCGCCGCCUCAGCCUCCGCCACAGCCUCCGCCGCAGCCUCCGCUGCCCCUGCCAAUCCCUUCCAAGUGAGUCAGCCGGCUCCUCCGACCCUCAACCAGAUGCGAGUCAGCCCCAUGCCUUCGGGGUUCGCCAGCGGCAUGGCCGAUCCCAUGGCCGUAUCCUCCAUGCCCAUCGUACCCAUCAACAUGGCAGGCGUGGCCCCGGCGGGGGGGCACUCAAUGGGUGCAAUCGGGGUCGGCGCUCUGCCCCAGCCAAUGAUGAGCUUGCCCCCCCAGGCUGGAUCGCAGCCCACUGGAGCCACCAACCCGUUCCUUUUGUGAGGGGAUGACUGCAGGACAACUUGCACCUCCCCAAAAGCUCUUGUCCCAUCAAUCCCUUUUCUAACAAGGUCAUAAACAACGUGGCAUCCUUUUAACAUUACCACACGCUUCCUCCUCCUUCCUCUCUCAGUGCUACCAACCGCCUUGUCCUAUGUGUUCCAUUUCCAUCCGACACUGUCCGUUUGGCAUCAGAGUUAGAGUAGCAGGGGUGUUUACAUUCCCCCCCCCCCCCCACCGAGGCAGGUUAAGACGGUCAGUCCACUAGCCUCUCACCCGACUGCCUCCCUUCUGCCGUAGGAUUGCUCCUUUCUUCUGGAGUGACAGAAGCCUGACUCGAGCUAACGCCAGGAUCUUAUCUCGUCACUAGAGCUAAUCUUUUAUAAGCCCUGUCAGCUGAAUAAUGUGUGUGUGAGUGUGUGUGUGUGAGUGAUUGCAUAUACUAGUGCUAUUACACUGUGUAUUUUCCAGGAAGCUUUUCCUUCACUUACUGGAGUUAGAAUGAUAGAGACCGUCAGAAAUGUUUAUACAGUGUGUGAGUGUGUGUUCCAAAGCAGGGAUUUUGCACAUUUUGUUAUUUUUUUUCUUUCUUUCAAACAAAAUUAUUUCUGCAACUUUUGGGCUCACCAUUACACCUUAGCGUAGGCAAGGAGGCUAGCUGCUAACCAGGAUGUGACAGCGUCAAUUUUAUUUUUUUUUGAUUUACCGCACUGCGCUCAUCUGAGCACUCUGCUUGGACCACCACAAAACACGCCAAUUUCCAAGGGUCACCAUCAUAACAUUGUGUGAACGCUUCGAAAAAGGAGAUGAACUCCGUGUCCGAGUGAUUCAGCGGCGUGGCAUGCUCGCCUGCCAAUGCCUCAAUGCUACAACUCCAUCUGAUGUUUAACACCAAGGCCACACCCUAAAGUGGCUUUAGACAUAAAAUAUGAACUGUGACAGCGUCAGUAUUCAACAUCAUAGCGAGGCAUUGCGGGAUUUGUUUUUGUACUAGGGUCAAAGGGAGUUUGAGCGAGCGAUACCAGCUUCCAUGUGUACUUGAAUGAGUAAUGUCAAUUGUUAAGUGGUCCCCCCCCCCCUCCAGGUGGCGGUUAUGUCUGCAACAUAUUGUGUUGGCUCAUCAACAACGUUGAGAGUUUGAUCUGGCGAACACGCAGAAGUUCCAGGGAGGAGGUCGUAGGUCAUUACCCACGGUUACUUUUUUUGUUAUUUACUUGUGCUAAUCCUUAGCAAAAUCCUUUAUUUGUGUUGUUGGGGUGUUUACUAGCUGCAUAUUCAAUUUGAAACUACAUGAGGUCAUUCUAGUGUUUUCACCCUAUGGGUCAGCCAUUCACUUCUCUUAGAAGCACAACUGUUAUCAAAGUCACAGCGACUGAUCUUCGAGGAUGACCCCCCACCCCCCCAGAGUAGGCUCUUAGUGGGUAACACUCCAUGCCGUGUCAUUUAGAGCUAGUUUUAAGUUUGUGCAAAAUGUUUCUAUAUUGGAGUACUACGUUGUAGAAAAAUUGUGUGUAAUACGAGAUGAUGGAGGCAAAUCUAUCUCUUCAAUUGUCUAUCACUGCCAAUAUUUUUUCUUUGUUUUCGAUCGUUUGGUGUGCCGCCGCCCCCUUCCUAUCUGCUGUGCUACACUAUUUGGGCCCUUCAUUGCGCCAAAAAAAGCGCUACAUUUGUCUCAGGCAAAUGGAGGGAUGGCUUCAACUGGGAUUUUUUUUUAUGCUUGGCUGAUGGCUGGAUGCCUGAAUUAAGUGCACACAGUCCAGCGAAACUGUUUAAUUGCAAAAUAUAUAUAUGCAAACAUUGUGGAAAGAUCAUAAAAAAAAAAAAGCAAAAUGAAAAGGUGUUUUGCAAAGUUGGAUUUGCUAAUACUGGGCCUACUGUAAUCUGUUUUUCUCACCCUCCUAGAUGUCACUAACCUUGAAGUGAUGAUGGCUGCAUUAAAAGAGAGAGAAAAAAAAUGGAACUGUCGGAUGACAACUUCAAAUGACCACUUUUUUCCGACUGUGUACUUACAUGUGGCAAGCUUACGAGGCAUCACUUUGUAUUCACUAUGCUUUUAUUGAGAGGAAACUACCCGACCUUACAAGACUGUCUUUAUAUGCAUUAAUUAGCCACCUUUUUAUUCUUCGUCACGUCUUGUCUAGUUACCCUUCUCAUAGUACCGGGAGCAGGCUGCUUUUUAUUCGAUGUGCUCAAUCUGUCGGCAUUAUAACUGUAUAAUAUAAUUUAUCAUUUGUACUAUUGUAACAUACCGUUCUUUUUUUUUUUUUUUGACCUUUAUUAUUCUGUGUUAUGGGUUUUUGUAGGAAAACAUCACCGUGGAAUCUUAACGGCAUCUAAACAAAAUGAGAGCAACAGGCCGCAGACUGUUGGUUGAGGAUGAGUGUAGCUGCAUUGGUUCAAAAUAAAAUGUAUAUCACUUUCAGCUCGAA
Syngnathus acus (greater pipefish) is the source of this 4729-nucleotide messenger RNA. RefSeq names its product epsin 2 (gene epn2). Gene Ontology annotation, biological process: endocytosis. The transcript has 11 exons. The record is from RefSeq and is a predicted model, not a curated record. NCBI's taxonomy places the organism in Eukaryota, Metazoa, Chordata, Actinopteri, Syngnathiformes, Syngnathidae. Gene Ontology annotation, cellular component: clathrin vesicle coat; endosome; plasma membrane. Bases 594 to 2303 code for a protein of 569 amino acids. Gene Ontology annotation, molecular function: clathrin binding; phospholipid binding.